Messenger RNA from Aspergillus sclerotioniger CBS 115572, 2553 nucleotides. RefSeq names its product cysteine proteinase. Gene Ontology annotation, biological process: protein deubiquitination. The transcript has a single exon. Gene Ontology annotation, molecular function: cysteine-type deubiquitinase activity. Gene Ontology annotation, cellular component: cytoplasm. Lineage: Eukaryota; Fungi; Ascomycota; Eurotiomycetes; Eurotiales; Aspergillaceae. The record is from RefSeq and is a predicted model, not a curated record. Bases 1 to 2553 code for a protein of 850 amino acids.
AUGCCACCACCUACCUCAGCUGACUGGGGCCUAUCCAUUAAUGGCAAAAAUGGCACCAUCUCAACACCUCCAACUCAAGAUCCUCCCUCUCGCCCAUCGUCUUACGUCUCUCAAGGAGUGCCCCCACGGCGUCCCCUAGGACCCCGUAGCAUGGGUUCCUCUCAUAGUGUCCCUACUCUACCCCCGAAAGUGCCUGUUGAUACAUCUCUUCCUCGCGCUCCAGAUCCAGCUUACAGCCCAAUCUGGACAGUGCCCUCGCAAGGGCCCUCGAACCCACCCAGAACCUCGAUUGAAAGCUCUCGUCCAGUCAAUCCAAGGUAUUCGCAAAUCACGACGUCUCCUCGCGGAAGCCCUAGCCGUGAUGGCUUUGACGACAAUCCUUAUAGAUCGCAAACUCCGAACGGCAUACAUCAGGCCAAAGAGGUUAGAAGUAGUAGUGCAGAUCUGCCUUACAGCACUGUAAUUGAGCCUCAGCAACUGCUCGACUAUCUGCGCAAAUACAAUAUUUUGUUGAUCGACGUGCGUCCACGGGAUCAGUACGAUAGUGGUCAUAUUUAUGCCUCGUCGAUCCUUUGCAUUGAGCCAGUGGCUCUAAAGGAGAACGUGUCGGCGGAGGAACUUGAGGAACGUCUGGUAGUAUCGCCGGAACACGAGCAGUCGCUUUUCGAGCGGCGCAAUGAAUUUGAUAUGGUCGUCUAUCAUGACCAGAGAACGGCAUCGGUCAGCUACCUCGCCGGAUCCCCAGUUGGGACCACAGCUCCUCAUCUUCGAGCGCUGUAUGACACGCUUUACGAAUUCAAUGCUUAUAAGCCGUUGAAGGAUGGGAGACCUCCCGCACUACUACUUGGCGGGCUUGAUGCAUGGAUCGAUCUCGUUGGUCAGCAGUCUCUUGCUACAUCUUCCACUGCUGCCGUGAUCGGAUCUUUGCAAGCAAAGAAGCCAGUCAGGAAACCCGGGCGACCUCUGGGAAGAGUACCCACGAUCGUCAGUGCCAACUCUAGUCUAGAAGUGAGGAAGAGAAGACUGCGCGAAUACAAGCCACUAAACCCCCAAGAACUCACUGAGUGGAUGGAAAAGUCGAAGACGGAGGAGAUCGACCCCGGGACCUAUGUCGGAGAGGAAGCACUUAUGGAGGAGCCGGAGGGCGAGGAAGAGCCUCCUGUGUCGCCAUUUGUGCACACUUAUGAGGAUUUCCUGCGUCGCUUCCCUGAACCGCAUGCGAUCCAACAAUCGAUGGUGGCACCGCAUGUUCGGCCAGCAGGGACCCCUGCACCUAAUUAUGCUACCCCUGUUCCAGUUGCUCCGUCAAGGCCUCCGCCUGCGGUUCCACGGCCCAGCUACAGUGGUGUUUCGGACGGCCGGCAGAUACAACCCACACUCGAGCGGCAGAACUCCGCGACCAAAACAGCCCUCUAUACGCCAAGCUCAAUGCUAAACCGGCUAAAGCUUCCCCGAACAGGCCUGACCAAUUUUGGGGUAACAUGUUACAUGAAUUCGACUCUCCAGUGUUUGAGCGCAACAGUGAUGCUGAGCAAGUUCUUCAUCGACAAUCGGUUCCGAUACUAUGUGCAAAAGAACUGGAAGGGCUCCCAAGGCGUCAUGCCCGGACUGUUUGCGAAUCUAAUCAGGUCACUAUGGAAGAACGACGUGGAGGUGAUCAUGCCAACCUCUUUCCGAAACUUCUGCGGACGGCUGAACCAAGAGUGGGCUAUUGAUCGCCAACAGGACGCCAAGGAGUUCUUCGACUUUGCGGUCGAUUGUCUGCACGAGGAUCUCAACAUUAAUUGGCAGCGGACGCCUCUCCGGCCACUGACUUUUGAGGAGGAAAUGCAGCGGGAGAGGAUGCCCGUUUCUAAGGUUUCGAAGAUAGAGUGGGAUCGGUACUGUCACCGCGAGGAAUCGUUCAUCUCUUCACUUUUCGCCGGCCAGCAUGCCAGCCGCCUGCGUUGCACCACAUGUAAGCGGACAUCAACCACGUACGAGGCUUUCUACAGCAUCAGUGUUGAGAUCCCCUCAUCGGGAACGGGCGACAUCUACCAAUGCCUUCGCAGUUAUUGCCAGGAGGAAUUGCUGAGCGGUGACGAGGUGUGGAAAUGUCCGUACUGCAAGUGCGAGCGAGUUGCAACAAAACAGAUCAUCAUCACGCGGGCUCCACAAAUCCUGGUAGUGCAUUUCAAGCGUUUCUCUGCGUCGAAAACCCAAACUGCACGAAAGAUCCAUACACCGAUCGAUUUUCCCUUGCAUGGGCUUCGGAUGGACGAUUUUGUCUUCUCAGCGCCGAACCAAGGGCCGACCAAUGGAAUACCGCAAGACCCGAUCGCGCCCACGGUGCCCCCCUUCACGUACGAUGCGUACGGUGUACUGCGGCAUAUCGGGGCCUCGAUGGGCAGCGGUCAUUACAUCUCCCUCGUACGGGACGCGCAGCGGCAAUGCUGGCGACGGUUCGACGAUGAACGGGUGAUGGACUUCAACCCGCGCGAUAUGCGGCACAAGGACCGGCUACAAAACGAACAAGCCUAUAUUGUUUUCUACGAGCGGGUCCCCGCGAAGUAA